Messenger RNA from Ascoidea rubescens DSM 1968, 494 nucleotides. RefSeq lists its product as uncharacterized. The record is from RefSeq and is a predicted model, not a curated record. NCBI's taxonomy places the organism in Eukaryota, Fungi, Ascomycota, Saccharomycetes, Ascoideales, Ascoideaceae. The coding region runs from base 170 to 346 and encodes 58 amino acids. The transcript has a single exon.
UUUAUAUUCCAUUAUCGUAUACGUCUGUUUCCGGUAGUCUACGGCGUAUUAUUUCUUUCCGUCGAUCGUUCCCCAGACUUUAUUCUCCUUUAUAUAAAUAGGGCUUCAAUUAUCCAAACUUGUAAUAUAUUUCAGAUCAUUUGUCUCCUUUUGCCAUUAUUUAUGGACAAUGGUUUUUUGCAGUGAACCUGGUUCCUAUGGAGUUGUUGAAUCGAAUGGUGGUAGAGGAAUAUUCUUUGAAUUAAAUAAAAACUGUAAGAUAAAUAUAAAAUUUUCCGCUAGUGACAACACUAUUAGUUUACCAUUGCAAUAUUCUUGCAACAAUUAUAACUUUGAAAGAUUUUAAUCGGAGCUGGAGCUAAUAAUGGAUUAUGUUAGUAAAAAUAAAAACAAAGCCUAAUUGAUUUGUAUGUGUUGAUGAAUGUAGAAAUUUAAAUCAAAAUCAAAAAAACUGAAGCAAAAUCAUUGUCUCUAAACAAUAACAAAAAAGAAAA